GACCGGUCUGUCACCGCGUGCGUAAAUAUCGAGACCACACAACACUCGUCCCCACUUCGGCAUCUCGAGCGUACGCUGACACGCUUGCCCGUCUCGUCUGUUCCUAAGUGUACCAGGACCAGUUGCACGCGUGCCAUGUCUAACUUGCUUGGAUUGUGCUGCUGCAAGUCGGGCGAUGACGGCCACGAAACACUGUGCUGCGGGCUGCCUUCCUGCCUGGCUGGCGAGCCACAAGCGGAGGAACAGCAACGCGAAGAGGAACAGCAGCAGGAGCUGCCGCAGCCAGACUCCGGUGCAGCCACACAGGAGCCUACGCCGGCUCGAAAGCCGUCGGACCAGUCGGAAGACAAGGGCAACUGGGCCGACGACGAGGAAUCUUCGUCGUACACGUCCUCCAGCAAGGCCUCGGUGGUCCGCAAGGACACCACCAUCUCCAAGGUGGUGCAGCCACCCGCGGGCGACUCCCGGCAGCCUGGACCCAGCGGCAGGCAGCCGUUCAGCCGCGUGAUGCACGACGUACCGUCCGACUACACCACCACCGACGACUCUUGAAACGGCGUUCCUGCCCAACCUGAAGGUGGACAGCUUCCUGCCCAGAGGACCUAGCCUCAUCUAUAGAUGCUCAGUUUUGUACUGUCGGCUCUCUUUCACCGUUUUAACAUUUGCUGCAGUUUUAGCAUAUUAUCAAAAUAAAGCAUUACUUUACCUUUGCGGAAA
Rhipicephalus microplus (southern cattle tick) is the source of this 717-nucleotide messenger RNA. RefSeq lists its product as uncharacterized. NCBI's taxonomy places the organism in Eukaryota, Metazoa, Arthropoda, Arachnida, Ixodida, Ixodidae. The record is from RefSeq and is a predicted model, not a curated record.